AUUUCUUUGUUUAUUUCAGUCGCGAAUAAUAUGGCAGUGGGGCCAUAUCACCUAGCACAACUAUGUUUUAUUUUGUUUUUGACAAAUAGUGCUAAUGCGGAAUUCAAUAGUGCUUUCACCCCGGAAUUCAAUUCAUUGAAAGUGGUGACAAUAAAACCAUUAAGUCACAAUGCUGAUUACAACAAAGUGGUGUUUGAAGUACAAGGUAGAAAUAUAGUCAAUGGAAUACGCAUUAAGGCAACCAAAAUUCCAUCUGAAAGGAACGAUUUGUGCACAGAAAACUUAGAUGUGUCUUAUAACAUUAGUGAUGUAGCAACUAGUGAAUUAAAGUCACCCAGAUACGUACUCAUAGUGCCGAAAAGUGUCGAAGGAAAGAUUUAUCUAUGUUUACCGCACGAUAUUCGCUCUGAAAAAGGAGAUAAAAUUCCACCUUCUAUUUUUAAGAGCACAAUAUACAGAUGGUAUCAUCAAGGAAAUGAUAUUAGCAUAGAUCUUCCAAAAGUUUCAAAUGUGAAAAGCAAUCAAAAUGCGAACCACAGAAGUAGACGAGAGGAACCGGAUGAUCAAAGUAUUCAAGUACUGGGCCUCCGUGUGGAAAUACCGCAUAAAAAUAUAGAAAUGGAAGAGGGUACCUCUAGACCGAAACUACAGGCAAAUGUCGCAGAAACAAUCCGAAUAUUCGGAAUCAACUUUGAGGAGAAUAUGACCAUUUCUUUCACUCCCGAAGAGGGUAAAAGAGGGAGUAUUUGCCAACUUCAAAUAGUCAAGGGAAUGCAAGUGGACAAGUCAAGUUUCAGUCCAACGUCGGCAUUGGUUACGGUGAAGCUUCCUCCUCUACCGGAGGACACAACAUGCCUCUACCUUUGCGUCAAAAAGGGCGACUACCACUCCAAUACCUCCUUCAUCCACCAAGGGACUGAUCCUGGUCUUCAGUUAGUGACGUACGAGUCGUUGCUCCCGCUCUGGUUGGCGAUCGUGGUGAUCUUCACGUGUUUAAGCUUUUCUUCUCUUUUUUCCGGCCUGAACUUGGGCUUGAUGUCCAUGGACAUGACGGAACUCAAGAUCUUAUGCAACACUGGCACGCCUAGGGAACAAAAGUACGCGAAGACCAUUAUACCAGUUCGCAGGCAUGGAAACUACCUCCUGUGCAGUAUACUGCUCGCGAACGUGUUCGUGAACAAUAUUUUCACCAUUCUGCUGGACGAUUUGACUUCCGGGGCGGUGGCGGUGAUUUCUUCGACGUUGGCAAUCGUGACGUUCGGAGAAAUCUCGCCGCAGGCGAUAUGCUCGCGCUUCGGCUUGGCGAUCGGGGCCAAAACUAUUUACAUAACCAAGUUCGUCAUGAUGCUGACGUUCCCGAUGUCCUAUCCCGUGUCGAAGUUCCUGGAUUGGUUGCUUGGUGAGGAGAUUGGCAACUACUAUAACAGAGAACGCCUGAACGAGCUAGUCAAGGUUACUACUGGCGUCAACGAUCUUGAUAAAGAUGAGGUUAAUAUCAUCAGUGGCGCUUUAGAACUGAGAAAGAAGACUGUUGCUGAAGUUAUGACCAAAAUCGAGGACGUUUUUAUGUUGGACUAUGAAGCUGUAUUGGAUUUCGAAACUGUUUCAGAAAUAAUGAAAUCAGGUUUCUCUAGGAUACCAGUUUUCGAAGGCAAUCGUCAAAAUAUAGUGACCAUGCUUUACAUCAAGGACUUGGCGUUUGUGGAUCCUGAUGAUAACACCCCAUUGAAAACUUUGUGCCAAUUCUAUCAGAACCCUUGCAAUUUUGUUUUCGAAGAUGUUACCUUGGAUGUCAUGUUCAGAAUUUUCAAAGAAGGUAACAAAGGUCAUAUGGCUUUCGUACACAGAGUAAAUAAUGAAGGCGAGGGUGAUCCAUUUUAUGAAACCAUUGGGCUGAUUACACUAGAAGAUGUAAUCGAGGAGCUCAUUCAGGCUGAGAUUAUGGAUGAAACUGAUGUGUUCACUGAUAACCGGUCUAAAAGAAAACGAAUAGCAGAUCGAACAAGACAAGAUUUCAGUAUAUUUGCUGAUCGCAAGACUGACUCAUACAAAAUACGUAUAAGUCCACAAUUAACUCUUGCAGCUUACCAGUUCUUGAGUACAAGUGUGGAAUCCUUCCAUCCUAAUGUAUUAUCAGAAACGAUUCUGAAAAGAUUACUGAAACAGGAUAUCGUCUGCUUGAUAAAGAAGAAUAAAAAUUGGAGAACAGAUCCUAACUGUAUUAUAUACCAGCAGGGCAAAUCAGCUGAUUACUUUGUUCUGGUUCUUGAAGGUCGUGUCGAAGUAACUGUUGGCAAGGAAAAUUUGACCUUUGAAGGGGGGCCUUUUACUUACUUUGGAACACAGGCUCUCAUUCAAGCUAUUGGUGUCGCUGAAUCACCAUCAAUCCCCACUUCUACAUUGGGCAGUCUAGAAUCUUUAAAUAUUGACAGUUUAUUGAAACAUUCAUUCCAACCGGACUAUACUGUGCGGGCAUGCACAGAAGUUUUAUACCUUUUGAUCAAACGUAGCUUGUAUCUUGCUGCUAAGAGAGCUACUUUAAUGGAAAAAUGCCAGAAAGACAAUCAAACCACGGGUGAACAAUUCGAUGAAGAAGUUGAUAAGCUUUUACAUUCACUUGAGGAGGAUGGGAGCACAGGUGCUGCUACUCCAAGAAAAACAUCGAAAAACGUAAUCCAAGCUCAGGGGGAAGCGGAGAAUUCAAAGAUUACGACUCCUAGGAACGCCUCGAUAUUCAGUAACACGAGUCCCCAAAAAGACAUAAAUGGGUUACUUAGCAAUUCCGACUUGCAUAAUGAAUUGCAAGGAAAAGAAGAGGAAAUGUCCCUGCUGUCGAACAAAUCAUAACACAGAUGUUUCGACCUUGCUCCAUCAAGGUCAAGUUUUACCUAUUCUGCAUGUUCUUUGUAUAUGAGGUUUUUGUGAGAAGAAUGAGGCAUGAAAUUGAACAUUGUUGAAGGGUGUUUCUGUGUGUAUUGCAAUAUUUCUUUAAAUCGGAGAGCUCUGGGAAAUUAUUCUCGCAUGAAAGGCAGUAUGUUCCUCCUGGGGAAUCUCAGAUUUUACAGUUAUGUGGAUAAUUGAAAGAAUUUUGAAUAGUUCUAAACAAUGAGAGUUAUAUUUUUACUGAUUUGCUUUCACUCUUCGAAUCGAUGAGUGUUCUAGGUAAAUUGGAUAUAUGCGACAGAAAAACACGAAAUAUGUACCGAUAUAAUGUUUCAAUACAAACUGCAGAAAUUGCUUUGAUGGGUGCUAAUGCUAUUUUACUUAACAUAGGAUACAACGUAGUUUUAAUUAUUAAUAUAAAUAUGUCGAAAUUGUUGAAUUUUAGAUCAAUUAUAGAUGUUCCAAUUAUACAGUACAAAGUUAAAAUUGUUGAAUAUAAUAAUGGGAUAAUAUCAUAUGUCUGCAAUAAAACAUUUUCAUAUCAAUUUGUAAACAUUUUUAAUUAUUUCAUGGAAGCAAUUUUAUACUUUAUUAUUGACAGCUAUGGGUUUUGAACUAUAAACAUCAUUAUGAAUUGAUAGAAUCAGAUCCUCAACACAUUAAUAUUAUUUUAGGUGAGAUUAUAACAUUAUUGCUGACAAUAUGUGUAUCUUAUAUAGAGCCAAAAGUUUUGGGAGUAUUCAGAGAUAUCUCCUUUCAAUACCCCGUAACCUUGUCCAGUUAAUCACACAAAUUGUUUUUUCGCGAACCUAUUUUUCCAUUCAUAAUAUUGAAUAUUUAAUAUCUAAUUCAUUCAGCCUCAAUACUCCAGUUUUUUUAUUAUCAUCACUCUUAUCAUAUUGUUCAACAACAGACGCUGAAAGAUAACAGAAACAAAUGGAUAUUUGACAAAUAAACAAUAUAGGACUAUAUGAUGGUCAGUAUUCUAAUUUCGAAAGAAGAAUUAUAUGGGUUUAUAAAAUAUUCUGUUCCGUAGAAAAAAUAUUUGUAACAACUCUAUUUCUAAAAUGUUUCGAUUUUGAAGGGAUUCUUCUUCAAUACCUUAAAGAGCAUACCACAAUAGAAUUGACUUGAAGUUAGUUGAUAUUAUUAGAAAGGCCACAGUUUUGGUCUGAUACUUAUUUUCUUUGAAUUUCAAGCUUUGUUUUAAUCUGUAGUUCAGCAAGCUUAAAAAAAUGCUUUUAAAUCUCUCUUCUGGUUCAAUUUGAAAUGUACUUUUUAUUUAGUUUUAAGUUAUUCAAAGCUUUGUUUUGUACUUAAAUGCUAACAUAUUUGCUCAUUUUAUUUUGCUGUUAUAAUUUUUUUAUUUUAAAUUUGUUAUUUGGAGUUUUUCAUAUUUUUCUUGUUAUGAACCCAAAUUAUACACAUAAUAAAAGUAGUUUAUGAAG
Coccinella septempunctata (seven-spotted ladybird) is the source of this 4331-nucleotide messenger RNA. RefSeq names its product unextended protein (gene uex). The transcript has 10 exons. The record is from RefSeq and is a predicted model, not a curated record. Gene Ontology annotation, biological process: magnesium ion homeostasis; transport. Gene Ontology annotation, molecular function: transmembrane transporter activity. Lineage: Eukaryota; Metazoa; Arthropoda; Insecta; Coleoptera; Coccinellidae. The coding region runs from base 31 to 2847 and encodes 938 amino acids. Gene Ontology annotation, cellular component: plasma membrane.